Messenger RNA from Charadrius vociferus (killdeer), 2710 nucleotides. It is a transcript of the gene ODF2, whose product is annotated as outer dense fiber of sperm tails 2. The transcript has 20 exons. Lineage: Eukaryota; Metazoa; Chordata; Aves; Charadriiformes; Charadriidae. Bases 133 to 2601 code for a protein of 822 amino acids. Gene Ontology annotation, biological process: regulation of cilium assembly. The record is from RefSeq and is a predicted model, not a curated record. Gene Ontology annotation, cellular component: centrosome.
GGUGUCCCUCAUCCAUCAAAAAUGAAGUGACUUCAGUCUCUGCGCAGAGCACACUGUCAAGAGGAGCUAAAAGCUUUAGAAUAACUGUUUCCUUUCAUUGUAUUGCCCUUUCCCAUUUGUGGGAGAAGAGCCAUGAAGAACCGUUCCUCAUCUCCCCCUUUGCACGUCCAUGUGGAUGAAAACACCCCUGUCCAUGUCCAUAUUAAAAAGGGUCAGAAAACCACACCUGCAAAAUGCCAGCAAAAGCACAAACAGAAAGUUAAAGGGGAUACUGUGAACACGUGCCGAUCUGUCCGUGUGAAAACUAAGGCCCCCUGGAUGCCCCCAGGCAGAACAUCUGUCCGGGACUCCACCUGCAAAUGGGAGGGACCAACUCACCGCCUAGAAAUUACACCUCCAGAUUCAGAAAAAAUGCUGUCAGUAUUGCGCCUGAGUGACCUCUCUACGGACGAGGAGGAUGCUGUUUGCUGCAAAAUGAAUGAAUACGAAAAGAAGAUAGAUAGCCUGAUGAAUGUGGUGGGAACGCUGAAGAAUGAGGCCAAGCUGCAGAAAAAGGAGGAACAGCAGCAAAUGACAAAGCGUCUCCUUGAGGAGCAGAAGGAAGAACUGAAUGAGGUCACGCAAGAGCUGGUAGAAACAGAACAUGAGAAUACACUGCUCAGGCGCAAUAUUGAGCGCAUAAAGGAAGAGAAAGACUUGACUGUGCUACAGAAAAAGUACUUGCAGCAUGAGAAGGAGUGUUUGAUGUCCAAGCUGAGCGAGGCAGAAAGGGAUGGAGCAGCAGCAGCCAGGCAAAUCCGUGCCCUGAAAAAUACAAUUGGGAGACUCAACAUUGAGAAACACAUGAGCAGCUCAGACAUUAACACACUGACAAGGCAAAAAGAGCUGCUUCUGCAGAAAUUGAGUACCUUUGAAGAAACCAACCGGACACUACGAGAACUUCUCAGAGAGCAGCACAACCGGGAGAAGGAUGCUCAGAAGAUACUGGAGCAGCAAGGAGCACUGCUGAAAAGGCUGGCUGACUCAGAUGCAGAGAAAAUUCAACUUCAGAUGAGGCUUCAGGAGAAAGAAGAAGAAGUAGACAAUCUUACCAUUCAGAUACAGGCAGAAAAGGACCAGGCAAAGACAGCAUGCGAACUCUCCAAAUCUAUGGAGGCUGUGAGAGGCCAUUUACAAGCACAGUUGCGAAACAAAGAAGCUGAGAACAACCGUCUGACUACACAGAUACGGAAUCUGGAGCGCAGUGAAGCCCAGCAUAAGGCAGAGCUGGAACAUGUCAUGGAACAGCUGAAAGAACUAAGACAGAAAGCAGACCGUGAUAAAGAGGGCCUGAAGAAAGCCAUCCGUGCACAGAAAGAGCGGGCAGAGCGAAGUGAAGAGUAUGCAGAGCGAUUGACUGUCCAGCUAGCAGAAAAGGACAAUUAUGUUGCCGAGGCUCUGUCUACUUUGGAGUCCUGGAGGAGUCGCUACAACAAAGUAGUAAAGGACAAGAGUGACCUCGAACUGGAAAUCGUUACGUUGAACAGCCGUGUUGCAGACUUGCUGGAACAGCAGACAACCCUGGAGGACAAGAUGCGGGAGGACAGAGAAGUUUUGGUGGAUAAAUUGCAUCGACAGACUACAGAGACCACUUCUUUCAAAAUGGAGAAUGAAAGGCUAAAGGCUAGUGUGGUCCCAAUGGAGGAAAAGCUGAACCAAGCACAGAUGGAAGUGCAGCAGCUCAAGAGCUCUGUCAGGAACUAUGAAGAGUUGAUUGAAACAUACAAGUCACAGGUGUUGAAGACCCGAAUGGAAGCAGAUGAUGUGGCAGCACGACUGGAGAAGUAUGAUAAAGAGAACAAGACACUAAAGGAUGAAAUGAACAAGGAGAUUGAAUUGGCGCGUAUGCAGUUCCAGAGCCAGCUUGCUGAACUGGAAAAGCUGCCCGAGAUCCUAAAAAUCACAGAGACACAGCUAGCAGAAUGUCAGGACCAGCUUCAGAGUUAUGAGAAGAAGAACGUGGACCUGUCUGUCAUGAUUGCAGAUCUUCGUCAGCGGAUUGAGCUCCAGGGGGACAAAAUGGAGAUGACAAGAGAGAGGUAUCAGUCUGCCCAGGAGGAGAAAAAGCAGCUCACCUUGAAGGUGGAGGAGCUAGAAAGAAAACUAGAGACAACAAGCGCCCAGAACAUAGAAUUCCUUCAGGUCAUAGCAAAACGUGAGGAGUCGAUCCACCAGUGUCAGCUGCGGUUAGAAGAGAAGACCCGUGAAUGUAGCUCCUUGGCGCGUCAGUUGGAGAUGGCCAUUGAGGAUGCAAAAAGACAAGUGGAACAGACUCGAGAACGAGCAACGUCCAGAGAGAGGGCAGCCCAGUCCAAGAUGCUGGACUUGGAGACCCAGCUGAGUAGGAAUAAAACAGAGCUGAACCAAUUGCGCCGGAGCAAAGACGAUGCAGAGCGCCGGUAUGAAAGCCGCCUACAGGAUUUAAAGGAUCGGUUGGAGCAGUCGGAGAGCACCAACCGCAGCAUGCAAAACUACGUCCAGUUCCUCAAGUCUUCCUAUGCCAACGUUUUUGGAGAAAGUGCCUUGCUGGGCUCCCCCAGCCGCUCUCGUUCUUCUCCAUGAGGACGAUGCUCUCCCUGCACCUCUGCUUCUAAGCACAAAAGGAGCCCUAUUUCAAAGCCAUAUGGUGUUCAGAAAAUAGGUUGGAAUUUCAGGGUCAUUAUUACGAGAG